AGACUGGAAAUACACGCAACUUUUACAGAUAAUUUCCUUCUUCUUUGGACUGGUAUGAGCUAAAGAUACAUAUAUAUACCUAAGAGUUUUUGGCCUAAAAUAUUGUCUAGGCUUGAGCCCAUAUAGCCUUCUACAUCCUUCUGCCCCUGGUAGUGUCUGUUGAUACAUUUGCUCGUCCAAGUUCUAACCAGGCUAUAAUAUGGCUGCUGCUUCUUCUUCUUCUGAUAUCAUCCCUCGGGAGAAGUAUGAUGUAUUUCUUAGUUUCAGAGGCGAGGACACCCGGAAUACUUUUACCAGUCAUCUUUAUGCGGCUUUAUGUCAAGAAAAAAUCCUAACUUACAAAGAUGAUGAGGAACUGCAGAGAGGAGAUGAUAUCUCACCUGCCCUUCUCAAAGCAAUCAGCGAAUCGAAGCUCUCGGUUAUCAUUUUCUCCAAAGACUAUGCCUCUUCCACAUGGUGUUUGGAUGAACUUGUGCACAUACUCCGAUGCAGAGGUGAACAGUUUGUUAUACCCAUCUUCUACGGCAUAGAUCCAUCACAUGUACGCAAACAAUCGGGGAGUUAUGCAGAUGCAUUUGUUAAACAUGAGGAGCGUUUCAAGGACACGAUGGACAAGGUGCUCAGGUGGAGACAUGCUUUGACAACAGCAGCCAAUAUAUCUGGGUUUGAUUCCGAAAAAAUUAGACCCGAUUCGGAUUUAGUUAAGAGGGUGGUCAAUGACAUUUUGGUGAAAUUGGAUGGCAAAUCGCAAAACGCAGGUGGUUUGGAGCGCUGGGUUGGAAUGGACAAACACAUAAUUCAACUUGUUGAGUUAUUAUGCCUCAACUCACGGGACGUCCACAUUGUAGGCAUUUGGGGUAUGGGUGGUAUCGGUAAGACCACCAUUGCUGAUGUUGUAUUUCACCGUCUCUCUUUUGAAUUCGAAGCUUGUUGCUUUAUUAAUCAUGUCAGGGAAGCAUCAGAGACGAAACAUGGACUACUAUAUGAUUUGCGAAAUGAUCUUUUUCGUACUUUACUAAAGGAUGAAAAAAUACGCAUAACCACCCCCUCUAUCGGAUCAAGUUUUAUGAGAGAGAGGCUUCGCCGUACAAAGGCUCUCAUUGUUCUUGAUGAUGUGAGUGAGUUUUCCCAAUUAAAAUUUUUAGCUGGAGGUGAUUUCAAUCUGUUUGGCCCUGGAAGUAGAAUCCUUGUAACAACUAGAGAUAAACGCAUAUUUAGGAAAGGUGUUGAUGAUGAUAAGAUAUAUGAGGUUCAGGAAUUAGACGUUGAUGAAGCUCUUGAGCUCUUUCAUUUGAGAGCUAAUGUCUCUUUCCCAGGUGAUUACACAACUUUUGCAAAACAGGUGGUAGAUUAUGCUGGGGGCAAUCCAUUGGCUCUUACAACCUUGGGCUCCGUAUUCUCUCAUUGCUGGAGCAAAGAAGACUGGGAAGGUGAAUUAGAAAAAGUGAAAAAAAUUCCCAACCGAAAUAUCCAACAGGUAUUGAGGUUGAGUUAUGAUAGAUUAGAAGAAAAUGAGCAGGAUAUAUUUCUCGACAUCGCAUGUUACUAUAAAGGAGAGGAUAUAGAUUAUACAGAAAGAAUGUUAGAUGCCUCUGGUUUCUGUGCGAAUGCAGGGAUAAGACUUCUCAUUGAUAUGUCUCUCAUAUCCGUGGAUAAAUGUUCAAGAUUCAUUAAGAUGCAUGAUUUGAUACAAGAAAUGGGUCAUAAAAUUAUUCGUGAUCAAGAUGCUAAGAAUCCCGGAAAACGCAGUAGAUUGUGGACUGCAGAUGAUGUUUGUCGUGUACUGAAAGAAAAUAGGGGAACCGAAGCAAUUGAAUGCUUAGGCAUGAGCAUGGACCACAUUUCAGAUCUUGACAUAAAACCUUCAGCCUUCAAAAAGAUGGUUAAUCUAAGAUUACUUAGGUUACAGUUUGAGCGUUACUCUUACUGGGACUCGAAGUCAUGGGUCAACAAAGUUCACCUUCCUCAGGGUCUCAAGUGUCUUCCUCAAGCCCUUAGAAUCCUGCACUGGGAUGGCUACCCUUUGAAUUCUCUGCCAUCAAAGUUUCGUCCAGAGAAUCUUGUUGAGCUUCAUAUGCAAGGCAGCCGACUUGAGCGACUUUGGGAUAAAGGCCUGAAGAUCAAUCUUGGAAGCUUAAAACGCAUGUAUCUUCGUCUGUCCAAGCACCUGGCUGAGGUUCCAGAUCUCUCUGAGAGUCCAAAACUCGAGAGCAUUGAUCUUGAACGUUGUACAAGUUUGGUUCAACUUCCUUCGUCUUUUCAGCAUCUUGCCAAGCUUACUUGGCUGAGUCUGGAUGACUGCUCCAAUCUCAAAAUUCUCCCAGAGAUGCCAGGCAAUCUGGAAGUCUUAAAAUUGGAUGGGACUGCAAUAGAAGAAUUGCCUUCAUCAAUUUGGUGUCUCGAGAAGCUCCGUUAUUUGGGUCUUGGAUCAUGUAAAGAGCUUAAGAAUAUUCCAAGCAGCACUUGUAGGCUGAAUUCGCUCCGAUGUCUUCGUCUUCGUCUAAGUGGCUGCCUCUCUCUUGAGGAGCUACCUUCUGGGCUGACAUCACUGGACUUGAGGGGUUGUGAGAGUCUUGGGUCUUUGCCUGUCGAGCUACCUUCCGGGCUGAAAGAUCUGUUCUUGGGCUAUUGCAAAAGUCUUGGGUCUUUGCCUGACGAGCUCCCUUCUGGGCUGACAACGCUGGACUUGAUGGAUUGUGAGAGUCUUGGGUCUUUGCCUGUCGAGCUCCCUUCUGGACUGAGCUAUCUGUACAUGAGAAAUUGCAAGAGUCUGAAGUCUUUGCCUGUCGAGCUCCCUUCUGGGCUGAGGGAACUGAGCUUGAGGGGUUGCGAGAGUCUGGGGUCUUUGCCUGUCAAGCUCCCUUCUGGGGUGACAUCACUGGACUUGAGGGGUUGUGAGAGUCUUGAGUCUUUACCGAAGCUGCCAUGGCUUCUAAUGGAGAAAUGUUUAUUUAUAAAUUGCGUGAAAUUGGAUCAGAGUGCAUGGAGCAACAUAAUGGCUGAUGCACAGCUUAGAGUUAUGCAAUGUGUACGUCCCCUCGGUGAAUGGAAUACGAUUAAAGUCUCUUGUCCGGGAAAUGAAAUUCCAAAGUGGAUGAGGUAUCGACGUAAGGGACAUAAGAUAAAUAUCAAGCUUCCUCCUCAUCCGUUUCGUCAAGGCUUCCUCGGUUACGCCCUAUGCAUUGUGGUUGCAUUCAACAACUAUACGCCGCCACCCAUUAAUAUUGGACCUACCUACUUUAUUUGUGGAACCCAUCACAAAACUAACAAUGGUCACAAAGAUCGGUGCGACCUCGAUAUACGCCUACCAGAUGAUAUAAUUCUCAAUUCAGAUCAUUGGUUCCUUUGGUAUUUCUGCCCUAACUUUGUUCGAUUUGGAAGUACAAUCAAUCGCGAGGAUUGGGUGAAAGCAUCCGAGGCCUCUUUUAACUUCAUGUUGUACCAAGAUACCGGUCCGAAAGAAAUUCCCUUUGACCUCUCCACUGUGAGGGUGAAAAGGUGUGGAGUCUCCUUGAUGUAUGCCCAAGAUUUUGAAAAAUUAGUUAGAGGCAUUGAUGAAGAUGUAGUUAUGGAACCAAAACAAGUAGUUGAAGAAGAAGAUAUCAUCAUCAAAACUAAGAGACGACGCGACCAUUCUGAUCCCGGUGGAAGAGGAAUUGCAAUCUUCAAAGAAGAAGAUGACAGCGAACUACUUUCCGAGACUAGUAAAAGGAAAAUCAACAUCAUGUGAAAUAUUCACGUUCAUAUACCAUUUUAUGAGGUUUUCCGAAGUAAGGAAAGAAAUAA
Molecule: messenger RNA, 3786 nt
Organism: Rosa chinensis
Lineage: Eukaryota; Viridiplantae; Streptophyta; Magnoliopsida; Rosales; Rosaceae
Product: disease resistance protein RUN1
Exons: 6
Coding region: 200-3730 (1176 amino acids)
Biological process (GO): signal transduction; defense response
Molecular function (GO): ADP binding
Source: RefSeq, a predicted model, not a curated record